Aphanomyces astaci is the source of this 1688-nucleotide messenger RNA. RefSeq lists its product as hypothetical. Bases 84 to 812 code for a protein of 242 amino acids. The record is from RefSeq and is a predicted model, not a curated record. Lineage: Eukaryota; Oomycota; Saprolegniomycetes; Saprolegniales; Verrucalvaceae. The transcript has a single exon.
AUUUGUAGUUCGAGUUCAAAAGUUAGCUUAUCAUUUGUAUGGGGUGAGGACUUCGGACUUCAGAGGACAUUUCAUCUCACAUCAUGAGCCAAGCAAACACAUCGGUUCGAAGCAUCCUGCGGACCGCCGAGUCCAAAGCGGCGUCGCGAACAAGUUCUUCAGCAGUGCUCAAUCCAUCCAAGGAUGAGUGUCACACUCCCGCGUCCAUCUCCAAGUGGCGCCGUCGCGAGAUUGUCGGACCCACGACACCCAUUACAGGGGUCACGCUGUGCUCUCCGCGACGUGUGACCUUUUCACCGUACGUUCCCAUCCCUCGCCCGAAGCCUUCCAAGCCGACAACGAAGCCUGAGCUAAAUGGCUCGACAAUCCUGGAAGAUGACGAAUCGAAUGUGGCGGAAAAGGAAACCGUCAAACGACUACGCCGCCUGCGCAUGCGCUACGCGUUGGCCAAGCGCGAGUCUCUCGCCACUCGUCUCCGCCGCCGUCUCGUCUCUCUCUGGACCGGGGUCUCGCCUUCACUCCUCACCCCAGGGACAUCGAUCCCCAUUGCGACUACAGCUACGACAGGACCCGUGCUGGACUUGUGGGCCAUCGAUCAAGCAUACAUCGAACGCCAGAAUCGGCUCAUGGCAACACGCCUCCAUGCGAGGCGCGCCCCCGCCCCAACUGCAUCGGUACAUUCGACGCCGAUUUCACUGCAGUUCAAAGGUGCAUUUGAUGCCCUCGUUGCUCCUGCCGACGUGCCUGUGGAUGAUUCUGCUGCGAUUGUCCUCGCCAACGAACUGCCGGGGGUGCGCCGACGACGACGCUAAUAUAGAAGUCUUUCAAGCGUCCUGUGCUAUACUAGAUUGAAUUUAUUAUGCUAAAGCAAGAAGAAUCCGUCAUAACACUCCGUCAUGUACUGUAGUAGUGCUUACUACCUUGACAUUAUCAACUCUCAACCAUACAGCGCAAUGUACACUGUACCGUACAGUAGCUGUAAAGUAGAUUUGAGUGUUUCCCUCCCCCAACUAGGAAUCACUUUGAUGCAGGAUACAUGUGCAUCUACCUAGUCCGCUUUGGGCUUGACUGGUUGGCCAAACACAAGCCGACGUAGAAUCUGCAAUGGCACGACCACGACCACGACCACAUUCACAAGCACACUUGCGAAGAACACAGUCAUGAUGGCGAACAGCGCCAUGACGCGGACCAUAACGCUUCCCGGGCUCACGGCGUGGAUGGGUUCGCACCCGGUGUUCUCGGCCGGUUCGCCAAACUUGGUCGACGGGAACACCGUCUGCAGCUUGACGCGGCCGCGCACGUCCUUGACCGACACGACAGCCGUGGGCGGCGAUGUCGUCCAGUCAAAUUGGACGUCGCCAAAGUUGAGGCCCCCAAAGUGCGCGCGCCGGUUGAGGCGGUAGUGCCACGGCAGCAGCGCGUUCGACACGGUGUACCAGAACGCCGACGCCAAGUGGAAUGGACUGAUGGUCCACUCCAAAGCUGAGUGCGUCAACCCCGACGACGUCACUUCUGUCAGCUUGAACGCGUUCGUGGCCCCGCACUGGACUUGGUUGAUUUCCGCAAACUCGACGUUGCCACUAUACAUGAAAACAUAGUUUGGGUCACACCCCACACAAAACCACGUAUUCACAAAAGGAGUGCCAAAACGAGACCUACAAUUCACAAAAGAAGGACAUGUACUAACA